AUGAGUAACGAGAGCCACCCAUCUCCAACAGGCUCUUCGUCUUCAUCAUUAUUCGGCGGUGGUGGUAGUAAUAUUGCUGGUGGUAGUGGACCUUCGCCUUAUCCCUCACCAUCAAAGCCAACUUGGGCACAGAUUCUGAAUUCAAAUUCAAAUCCCCAAUCGAAUCCGUCUACAUCGACAACAACAGUAACAGCACAUAACGCUGCGACUACAUCAACAUCAGGGAAUAACAGUGGUGGUGCUCUUGGCAAUCCACCUUCGUCACCAUCCCCAUCAUCUCAACAAUCCACUACAUUGACUUCUGUUGGAGGUACACAGGUAUCAGGGACCUCAAAUAUAAUAUCGACGACCACAAGCAUUUCAUCGUCUCAAGUAAAAUCUUCAAACAGUGGGGCAUUUAAUUUUCCAGGAACGCGUAGUGAUUUCAAGCAAAAUUUUUAUGAUCAACAACAACAAUCUGAAAUGAAUUGGCCCUUAAAUUUUAAUCAAACAUCAUCAUGGAUGAUUGAUGAUGAUACACAACGACAUACAAAUCUCGCUGGUUCUUCAUCAAAGCAAUCAGUUGAUUCUAAUCGCAAUACACCAGGUGGUGGGGAUGGCUUUGAUCGACUUGAAUCCUCCAGUCCAACAUCUGAUUGGGGUAAGCCGGUGACAAACAAUUCAGCUGCUAAUGGUUGGUCUAACUUUCAACAACAACAACAAACAGUUAAUAAUCCGUCCAGAUCAAACGCAGUGGGAAAUAGCAAUACAUCAAGUAAUCAAUGGCCGGAAAUGAACAAUUUUUAUGGACCUAAUUCAUCAAAUAAUGUUCCAUUUAAUUUACCUCAAAAUAAUAACGACAAUCUAAACAAUAAUAGUGCAUCAUCAACAUGGCAAGAUCCUUCAUUGUCGGGUAAUGCUAAUGAUACGCUUACAAUGACAACAGGAAGUAUCAAUAGUUCGGUGAUUAAUAAACAUAAAUCUUCAUCGUCAUCAUCGAUAGCAGCUUCGUUGAGUGGUGCCCUUAAAUCAGCUAUUGCUCUUGGUGGUGCAAAUGCUGAUCUUCUCGGCCGUGAUAGUGAUUCAACAAUAGUUUAUGUACCACAACCGAAACUUGUCGAACAAUUAGGCUGGGAUGAACCUGAUAUAAAAGUAAAUAAACGUCCAAAUUUUGAUGAUGGUACAUCGAUAUGGGGUGAUCCAAUCGAUUUAAUAUCAAUGCAAGUUAAAAAAUGGACCAAUGGAACAAAAGCAGCAUUGACAAAUUCGACAAAUACUAUUUCACAACAACCAGCAGCAAUCGUUCAAAAAAAUGUUCCGACAAAUAUGCAAACUUCGAAUUCAACAAUAACUAAUUCACAAAUGGUGCUCAAUGAUGAAAAUUGGCCAAAACAACAAUCACCAAUUUUACCACAGCAAUCAACAUCACAAUGGAAUGAUACAUCAUCAGCAGUUGAACAACCAACUUCAUCAUCAACAGCACAACCAACAAAUUAUCGUACGCAACAAUCAGCACCAUCGAAUUGGAAUGCUCAACCACACCAGUCAGGUCAUCAUGGUUCAGAUGAUUGGUUUCGUGAUGGUGUCGUUGAUACAAGUGAUUGGGGUUUACAAGGUUCACAAAAUAAGAUUCCGUUUGAUCCACACGAAGGUCAAGUUGAUACAAGUAGUUGGGGAAUACAAGGAGGUGCUGGCGGAGGCAUGGGCGGACCAUUAGGUAUGCCACCAAUGAAUCGUCGAUUUAUGAAUGAUUAUGAUCCUAAUGAAAAUACACAUGAUCCUCAUGGCAUGCAUCGUAUGGGUGGCUAUGAAAAUCAAUCAAUGGGUGAUAUGUAUCGACAAGGACCGGAUCUUAAAAAUCCUAUUAUGGGUCUCGGAGGUUUAUUACCUUCAUCAGGAAAUGCUCCACCACAUCACAUGCUACCACCUAAUCAACUUCCAUUUGCUCCACGACCUAGUCCACUUUAUCAACCAAAUAGUAUUCCACGACCCAUGAAUCCAAAUAGUAUUCCAACACAAUCCGGUGCUAUUAUGGGAACAGGCAGUCUUAUAUCACCAAAAUUAUCGACAACAUCACCUGUACCAAAUCAAGCACCGUAUGUUCCACUAGCGGCUAAACAAAAUAGUAUGCCAACACCACAAUCUCAAACACCCACAUCUCAACAACAGCCACAACCAGGAGCAGGACCUGUCAAUAGUGGUGCAGUACAUGCUCAAAUUAUGCAACAAUUUCGUCUUGCUGUACAAGCCGGUUUAAUUAGUCAAGAUUUGCUCAAUACAAAAUUACCACCAUAUAUGUUACAGCUUCUUCAAAAAUUAUUCGAACUUCAACAAAAAUAUCAAUCAUUAUCAAUUCAAUUAUCGGAUUUUUCUAAACAUAAACAACGUUUUCCAAUAACAUUUUUUCAAACUGAAUACGAACGUUUAUCAAAAGCAAUAACACAGAAAAAACAAGAAAUGUUACUGGUACAAAAACAAAUUCAAGAUGCACAUGCUAAACUUGCACAACAACAAUCAGGUGCACCGACACCAACUCAAAUGAUGUCAAAUGGUCCUGGUGCUCAAAAUCAACCACCAUCAGGUGUAUCAUCUACGCAAUCUCAAGAUCAAUUAGCUGAACGGAUGCAACAUUCAUUAAAUGUUGAUCAAUCACGUUUACAUCAAUGGACUAAACAGCAAACAUCAACACGAGGUGCACAAUCGUCAUCAUCAAUGUUUGGACCACCUGGUUUAACACAAAAAGAUUGGCAAACCAGUGGAAAUAAUUCAAAUGAAAAUUGGGAAAAUAACCAAACAAAUGACUCAAAUAAUAAUAAUAAUAAUAAUAAUAAUAAUAAUCAACUUGGUAAUAUGGAUCCACAUUCACGUAAUAAUCAAGGAUCAUCGGCAUUUGGUGAUGCUUUAUCGGAAUUUGUCGAUGAUGCAGAUGGACCACCACCAUUCAUACCUGGCCAAUUAUGGAAUUGGAAAGCAUCGUUACCCAAUGUUGAAGAUGAUCCUCAUGUUACACCAGGUUCAUCAACGAUGGGUCCAAAAGGACCAUCAUCAUCUAUGGGUAAUCUCAAUGUUGGCGGAGCAGAAAGCGCCUUUUCAAAUCCUCAAUUACUUCAUCAGAUGCAUCGUCAACAAGCUAAUCGAUCACAAUGGCAACCAUCAUUACAUGAUCAACAAGGUUUUCAAUCAUCAAUGAAUGAUUGGGGUAAACCGCAUCAAUAUCGAGGUACGUCAAAGCUACCAGCAUCGCUCAAUCAUCCACCACCACCACACGCGUCUUUCGGCGGCUAUCGACCCUAUAUGUAA
Molecule: messenger RNA, 3279 nt
Organism: Rotaria socialis
Lineage: Eukaryota; Metazoa; Rotifera; Eurotatoria; Philodinida; Philodinidae
Source: the annotation of a GenBank genome assembly